AUGAAUUCGAAAAAAGUUCAGCUGCUAAAAACUAAACGUAUAAAAAAUGCGUCUACGGUAUUAUUGGAGAUGUUGACUGAGGAGCUGGGUAAUAUGUUGGAGGAAAACAUACUAACACUGGAAGAUCCUCACGAAUACAGGUUGGCAUUACGAAUUAACACAGAAAAUUUUGACAAACUGCUUAAACUGAUAGAAUGCUCUAUUCAAUGUCAAGAUACAAUAAUGAGAGAGGCAUUACCGGGAAAAAUAAAGUUGGUGGUAACAUUAACAUAUUUAGCCACUGGAAUGUCUUACCGAAGCCUUAGCCACUUGUACCGUGUUUCUAAACCCUCAAUUUCGCUGUUUAUACCAGAAGUAUGUCGGGCAAUUUAUGCAGCAUUAAAACAAUAUAUUAAGUUUCCAGAAACGAAAGAAGGAUGGAAAAUAAUAAUUGAAAAUGGGUUUAGAACGAAAUGGAAUUUUCCCUUAUGUUAUGGGUCAAUAGACGGAAAACAUGUGGAAAUUAAAGCUCCCUGGAAAAGUGGCAGUCAAUUUUUUAAUUAUAAAAAAAAUAAGUAUAGUAUUGUAUUUUUAGCUGUUGCUGACCACAACUACUGUUUUACCUAUAUCGAUGUGGGCGCGAGUGGUAGUGCAUCUGAUGGCGGCGUUUUCAAGAACUGUUCACUUCACCAAUACCUGGAAAAUGGAUUUUUGCCGGAAAACGGAGUCAUGGUUGGAGAUGCGGCAUUCCCGCUAAAAAAAUAUUUAAUAAAACCGUAUCCAGGUGUUAAUCUUAGUGCAGAACAGAAGAUUUUUAAUUACAGGCUGUCACGUGCCAGACGUAUAGUCGAAAAUGCUUUUGGGAUCUUAGUCAGUAGAUUCCGAAUUUUUGAAAAGCCAAUAUCUACUAAUUUGAGCACAGUGGAUGCAAUCAGAAGAUCACGGAGAGACGAAAUAACUCCCUUACAGAGUAUUGCCAAUCAAGGGAGCAAUCAUUCAGCAGAAGCCAGAGAAAAAAGAGACCUGUACAAAAAAAUAUAA
This is a messenger RNA of Sitophilus oryzae (rice weevil), 1020 nucleotides long. Its product is annotated as protein ALP1-like. The coding region runs from base 1 to 1020 and encodes 339 amino acids. The transcript is spliced from 4 exons. The record is from RefSeq and is a predicted model, not a curated record. NCBI's taxonomy places the organism in Eukaryota, Metazoa, Arthropoda, Insecta, Coleoptera, Curculionidae.